Xiphophorus couchianus (Monterrey platyfish) is the source of this 5070-nucleotide messenger RNA. RefSeq names its product SPNS lysolipid transporter 2, sphingosine-1-phosphate (gene spns2). Gene Ontology annotation, biological process: transmembrane transport; lipid transport; sphingosine-1-phosphate receptor signaling pathway. Lineage: Eukaryota; Metazoa; Chordata; Actinopteri; Cyprinodontiformes; Poeciliidae. Gene Ontology annotation, cellular component: membrane. The transcript has 19 exons. Gene Ontology annotation, molecular function: transmembrane transporter activity; sphingolipid intramembrane carrier activity. Bases 467 to 2278 code for a protein of 603 amino acids. The record is from RefSeq and is a predicted model, not a curated record.
UUUGAAGGAGGUUGGUGCCGUUUCUUUUCUUCUUCCUGACGUUUGUCUGAUGAUCUGUUUUCCGUUUGCUGUUUGAAGCGGAGCGGCAGUCAUUGAUGAUCAUCCCCAGGAAUCAGGUGCAACACCAUCCGCAGCCAGAUCGGGGGAGGAGUUAGCAGAGCCAGGUCACACCCCUCCACUACAGCGCUUUACCCGAGAGAGAGACGGAGAGAGAGAAACUAAGGAGCGCUCCGCCGUCCGUCACCGUCCACAACCAGAAAAAUAUGAUCCGGACGCGAUCCUGCGCUUCUCCCACGAAGACAACAUCUGAUCUCAGCCGAACCCAGUGACCACCGCUCGGCGUUUGCUCUGCCCUGCUUAACUAUUUUUUUUUUAAAAUUAUUUUUUAUUUGAUUUUUUUUUCUCCUCACACCUUCUCUCUCACACUCUUUGCGUCUCUCCGCUGGAUCUUCCGUGCCAGAAAAUCAUGUGCGUGGAGAGCGACGGAUGCGAGAUCGAGGGCAGUAGCAGUUCGGACGAGGUGCGCACGCUGUCGGGCAGCAUGAGCCCCGGACUGAAGCCCAGCCCGGACCUUCACUCCUGCAAACCGGGCCAGAAAUUCUGCGACGCGCUGCGCCGGUACCGCACACCGGCUGUCUCUGCGGGAAUCCUCAGCUUUGGGAACGUCCUCAAUUACAUGGACAGAUCCACAGUGGCUGGCGUUCUGCUCGACAUCCAGCGGCACUAUGAGGUAACUGACAGUGGAGCCGGCUUGUUGCAAACAGUCUUCAUCUGCAGCUUCAUGGUGGCUGCUCCCAUCUUCGGUUACCUGGGCGACCGCUUCAACAGAAAGGUCAUCCUGAGCUGUGGCAUUUUCUUCUGGUCUACUGUGACCCUGUUGAGCUCGUUCAUCAGCAAAGAGCACUACUGGCUAUUUGUGCUCUCCAGAGGACUGGUGGGCAUCGGCGAGUCCAGCUACUCCGCCAUCUCUUCCACCAUCAUAGGAGACAUGUACACCAGCAACAGCCGCACCAUGAUGCUCUCAGUCUUCUACCUGGCCAUCCCGCUGGGAUCCGGCUUGGGUUACAUCCUGGGCUCCGGUGCCAAGGACGCCGCUGAGGACUGGCACUGGGCAUUAAGGGUGUCCCCGUUCCUGGGCAUCACCGUGGGCGCUCUGAUCCUGCUCUUUGUGCCUGACCCAAAGAGAGGCAGCGCGGAUCACAUGGAAGGACACAUCCCGCACUCCCAAUCGUGGAUCAGUGACAUGAAGGCCCUCGCCAAGAACCGGAGCUACGUGUUCUCGUCCUUGGCGACAGCAGCCGUGUCCUUUGCCACGGGCGCGUUUUCAAUGUUGAUUCCCAUCUACCUGCACCGAGCGCAGGUGGUGCAGAAGGAAGUCGAAGCCUGCACAAAAAAAGUUUGCAGCAGCAGAGACAGCCUCAUCUUUGGGGCCAUCACAUGCGUGACGGGGCUGCUGGGCUUGGUCAUCGGAGCCGCCGCCACGCGCUUCUUUCGGCGUAAGACGGAGCGGGCCGACCCCCUGGUGUGCGCCAUCAGCAUGCUGGGCUCUGCCAUCUUCAUCUGCCUCAUCUUUGUCGUGGCCAAGAACAGCAUCGUUGGAGCUUAUGUUUGCAUCUUCAUCGGAGAGACGCUGCUUUUCGUGAACUGGGCUUUGACAGCAGACAUUUUAAUGUUUGUUAUUAUUCCCACACGGAGAGCUACAGCAGUCGCCUUUCAGAGCUUCACCUCUCAUCUCCUGGGUGACGCAGGAAGUCCAUACCUGAUAGGCAAGAUCUCUGAUAAGCUACAGGAGAGAUUUGCUUCAUCUGAACUAUGGAAGUUCCUCAGUUUGGGCUAUGCCCUCAUGCUGUGUCCCUUCAUCAUUGUCCUGGGGGGCAUGUUUUUCCUGGCCACGGCACUGUAUUUCCUGGACGACAGGGAAAAGGCCGAAAAGGAACUGCAAACAUUAAAGAUUGAUUGGCAGGGAAAGCCUAUUGUAACUCUGACAAGAGGUGAGUCAGUCAGCAGCAGCUCUAGCUUCGAUAGCAGCAUUACCCCUCCCCCCCGUCCCAGUGAGAAAGCAACAGAUGAGUCAGUCAGCAGCAGCUUUAGCUCUGAUAGCAGCAUUACCCCUCCUCCCCGUCACAGUGAGAGAGAUGAGUCAGUCAGCAGCAGCUUUAGCUCUGAUAGCAGCAUUACCCCCCCCUCCCGUCAAAGUGAGAAAGAUGAGUCAGUCAGCAGCAGCUUUAGCUCUGAUAGCAGCAUUACCCCCCCCUCCCGUCCCAGUAAGAAAGGCUGAUGCAGCAGACUCCACCUUCUUCAGUCAAGGUAUGACCAGGUGAUCAGCAGACGAGGACCUAUCUGCACAGACGUUUAGAGGACGCCAAAAUAAAGAGUUCCCGCCGUCCAUUUUUUAUUUUUUUGCCAUCACCGUUAGAAUCCUCCUGCUGCUCUCGUUUGGUUUUCGGCUUGGAACUGGAAAACGAGGGGAGCGUCUUGCUCCGCCUCGAACCUCCCCAGUUGGGGGCGGGGAGUCGCUCGGAUAUAGCUUUUUCGUCCCAAGUCUGCGAGAAUCCUUGACGACGCAACUCUUCUGACUUUUUGAUGCCAUACUACUGAAUGCUGACCAUGAACCUGCCCUGUCUACCUGCCUGCCUGCCUGCCCAACUCUUAUUUGACUGUCUGCAUCGAACCAUCGGCUGUUAAUCUGCACCAAGUGCCAUAGCCUCAUUUACAUUCCUAUAAACUUUGCACUGACCACCGACACUCCCUCACGACCUCCUCUCUGACUGCACACAACACCUUUUGCCCCACACAAAAUCCAAAUUUUCCACUAAUUAUCCACAUUGAUCGCAGUAUUAACAUCACAGUUUACGUCAUAAUCGCAGUGUUCUUCUAACUGAUUACACUGUGCAUGUAAACAAAGCAGUCAGCCAAGAGCCAAAAAAAAAAAAAAGUGUUACUGUUUGAAGGUCAGUAAAUCAGCCUUAAGAACAGGAGCUUUUCCCCCCACCUGCACACGUUUCCUUUGACCUCUCUUACAUGUUUUCCUUUGAGCUUUUAGCACUUAAAAUGAGUAUAGACAGUGCCAGAGAAUGUGACAGAUGUGAGAACUUUCUGCACAUUAUUACUUUCUUUUCUUUUUUUGUUUGUGUGUGUGUGUAAUGUUGAAGUUUAAUACUGGAGGUUGCUGCCAAUGAUUGUUUCAGAAGGAUCAUGGUGCUGUUUGCGUGAUCUGAAGCGAACACUGGAUUUUGUUUUGUUUUUGUUAUUUAUUAUAUGCUUACAUAUGCUUUUCCCAAAAGAGAAAUAGAAUGCUACUCAUUGGAAAAAUAUAUAUAUAAAUAAGGAGCAAUAAGGGGAAAAAAAUUUUUUUCUUCUUCUUUGGAGAAAACCAACCAUUUUGUUAUCCUUACUGCCUUAUCAGCGAGCUGCUUUCCCUUUAGACGGCUGGCUUUCAGAUGGUUGGGUUUGAGUUUCUGGACACAAAAAACCGGCCACACAUGGACGGAGUCGCUUUUAAUGAAGGGUUGCAGUCUGGUUCUGGGUGGUAAUACAAUGACAGGCACUGUGAAGAGAGACCUUUCCCCCCCAUGCAGCUGUAGAUAUCUGAUCCCCUCCACCCCAUAUUUGCAGGAAAAACACAAAGCUGGAGAGACAGUCGCCAGCUAAUUAGUGAUCGAAAUCAAAAAGAAUCCAAGACACGAACAGGAAAACCUUUAGCAUCAGGCAUCUCUGACUUAAACAUUUCCUGUUACUUAAUUUAGCGUAAUUUCAUCUGUGAGGAAAUUUUUAUUUUAUUUUUUCUUAGAUCCAGUGCUCCUAGGAUAUGUUCAGUUUUGAGCUUUACUGAAAGGGAAAGAAAGCACUUUCCCGACUUCUAAGCGAACACGGGAAAAAGAUGGGCCUGGGGUUCCCGUGGCGACGAGUGACUCUCCAUGUGGGCCGGAUCAUUAGCUUUAGCUUCCCUCCAGCUGCAUGGAGCGCUCUGAAUGUGAUUGUGCCAGCCGGCCGUGUUUACACAUUAACUUCUUAUUGAACUCCUUACGUUUUUACGUUUUCUUGUCUUUUUAUGAUGUUACCAAAUGUUGUUUUUUUUUAACAACUACAACAGAUAAAUAUAUAUAUGGAGAGAGGAAGAGAGAGCUAUAUCUUGCAGUAACUUUAAUAUAUUGUAUAAAUGAUGGCUUGAAUGCAAUGUAUUUAUUUGUUUUGUUACCAUAAUGAAGAAUAUUCUAUAAAGGGAAGUUUUAUAGUUUGAAUAUACAACACUUUGUUUUCUGUGUCAUUUGGUUUUUAAAUGCCAAGUAGUUUAAAAAUUACUUGUAUGUAUCACUAUUAAUCAACACAGUACCUUUACACAUCACUAAGAAAUCAUCCUGUUAACUUUGAUCAUUAUUCAGACAUCUCAUGUAUAAAAAAAGAAUAUAUAUAUAUAUAUAAACGGAACAAAAUGCAAUGUGAUGGUUUUUAAAGCAGCCUCAAUGGAAGGACGCCAUGCAAUUUGUUAGUUUUUUUUUUUGUGUGUUUUUUUUUUUUACUUUUCUGUUAAAAUAACCGAUUGAACCAUUUUGCACACUGUAAUGUUCAGGGAGUAAUUUGCAAACACAUCCUGGCAUCGUCUUCACAACCUCUGUCACAGAAGUAUGUCGCUUCAUGCCUCCCCUCCUCACCAAAUCCCCAGUAAGUGCUGAUUUAUUUUAUUUUUUGAGCUGUCAUAGUACAGACAAGAGGAUGGCUCAGGAACAGAGUUUCACUUUGCCAAAACCGAGUUGAUUUUUUUUCUCUCUCUCUCUCUUUUUUUAAAUAGCCUGUUGCAUUGACUUAUGCUACGUUAAUAAUCACUGAGGUGAUGUAUUAAGUGUGUGCUGUUUCUUGUUAUACAAGAAUUCUGUACAAAGUGACUUAUUUCUGAUCUUGAGCAGAAAACAGAUUUUAUUUUUGUUUUUAGUCAGUAGAGCUACAUGUCGGAGAAAUCAGGAUUUAACUUUAGAAAAUGAACUGUGAUGCUCUCCCCCCGUCAGGAGGGGCGUGUUUGGGGACUUGUUGAUUUCAAAGAAAAACAUUGUAAAAAAUAAAUAAAUAAAUAAA